AUGCCGACCUUUAGCUACAUACUAACUGGACAGCCAGGCACCACCCUGGACAGCCAGGCACCACCCUGGACAGCCAAUCACCACCCUGGACAGCCAGGCACCACUCUGGACAGCCAAUCACCACCCUGGACAGCCAGGCACCACCCUGGACAGCCAAUCACCACCCUGGACAGCCAGGCACCACCCUGGACAGCCGAACACCACCCUGGACAGCCAAUAACCUCCCUGGACAGACAGGCACCACCCUGGACAGCCAGGCACCACCCUGGACAGCCAAUCACCACCCUGGACAGACAAACACCACCCUGGACAGCCAACACCCACCCUGGACAGCCAAACACCACUCUGGACAGCCAGGCACCACCCUGGACAGCCAGGCACCACCCUGGACAGCCAGGCACCACCCUGAACAGCCAAACACCACUCUGGACAGCCAACCACCACCCUGGAAAGCCAAACACCACUCUGGACAGCCAGGCACCACCCUGGACAGCCAGCCACCACCCUGGACAGCCAGGCACCACCCUGAACAGCCAAACACCACUCUGGACAGCCAGGCACCACCCUGAACAGCCAAACACCACUCUCUGGACAGCCAAUCACCACCCUGGACAGCCAAACACCACCCUGGACAGCCAAUCACCACCCUGGACAGCCAGGCACCACCCUGGACAGCCAAUCACCACCAUGGAAAGCCAGGCACCACCCUGGACAGCCAAACACCACCCUGAACAGCCAAUUCCCACCCUGGACAGCCAGGCACCACCCUGGACAGCCAGGCACCACCCUGGACAGCCAAUCACCACCCUGGACAGACAAACACCACCCUGGACAGCCAGGCACCACCCUGGACAGCCAGGCACCACCCUGGACAGCCAAACACCACUCUGGACAGCCAACCACCACCCUGGACAGCCAAACACCAUUCUGGACAGCCAGGCACCACCCUGGACAGCCAGGCACCACCCUGGACAGCCAGGCACCACCCUGAACAGCCAAACACCACUCUGGACAGCCAACCACCACCCUGGACAGCCAGGCACCACCCUGGACAGCCAGGCACCACCCUGA
Molecule: messenger RNA, 1071 nt
Organism: Oncorhynchus nerka (sockeye salmon)
Lineage: Eukaryota; Metazoa; Chordata; Actinopteri; Salmoniformes; Salmonidae
Product: foot protein 1 variant 2-like
Exons: 2
Coding region: 1-1071 (356 amino acids)
Source: RefSeq, a predicted model, not a curated record